Molecule: messenger RNA, 1527 nt
Organism: Brachypodium distachyon (stiff brome)
Lineage: Eukaryota; Viridiplantae; Streptophyta; Magnoliopsida; Poales; Poaceae
Exons: 1
Coding region: 52-1278 (408 amino acids)
Molecular function (GO): protein binding
Source: RefSeq, a predicted model, not a curated record
CUCCUUCCCCGAGAAGGAAGUCAGGAAGAAGAAUCCCCCUCCUGGCAAGCCAUGGCGCCGCUGCCGUGGGCAAGCCUCGACCAAGAGGCCCUCGGACGCAUCUUCCGCUCCCUCCCAUCCUUCACCGACCUCGCCUCCGCCUCGCAGGUCUGUAGGCACUGGCGCUCCGUCGCGCUGCUGAGGGAGAACCAGCCCCAGCCCGCGCUCCCCUGGCUCCUCAUGCCGUCCACGGCGAGCACCUCCCACUUCCGGCUCUUCGGACGGACUACCCACCACACGACCCCCCACGUCCCGGUAGGCGCGCGCUUCUGCGGCUCCUUCCCGGGCGGCUGGUUCGUCGUCGCGCUCCGCCAGGCGCCGCCAGGCGGGCGAUAUGCGCUGCUCAACCUCCAUUCCGGCGAACAAAUUGCCCUACCCGACAACAUGGGCGCGCCUGUGAAGAGCUCUACGGGAAUCCAGCACUACAGUAUAUACCCCGUGGUGGCCAUCCACGCCGCCGCCCUGUCCGCCGCGCCGACCCCCGACGGCGCCUACAUCGUCGCCGCCCUCACGUCCAGCCAGACCAACAUCGCGUUCUGGCGCCCGGGGAUGGCACAUUGGUCACCUCCGCUUCAUACAGAGGUGGACCGUCGCGCUUCAUGGGCCAACAAGAUGAUCCCCACGGCCACGGAGGACGGGUCCAUGGAGGACGUGGUGCACUACAGGCGCCGGGACCUCGAGCGCUUCUGCGUCCUCACGAGCACGGAGAGACUCUUUUUCUACGAACCGGUGAUCACCGCGGACGGCACGCUGACGAUGCGACGCACUGUCCGCAUCCGUAUGUUCCAGGCUGUCGGAUUGACGCCGGCAGGGUCCGGGGAGAUCGUCGCCCGCUACCUCGUGGUGUCCGGCGAGGAUCUGCUCAUCGUCAGGAGGUACGCCUCCUUGCCGGUCGCCCCGGACAGGAUAGGACUCCAUGUCUUCACGUUGCGAGAGGAGGGUCAGCCUCAGGAUUCAUGUCUCUGGCGCAACUGCUCUUCCUUGGACCUUCGAGGGAAGGUGCUCUUCCUCGGGCGCGGAUGCUCCAGGGCCUACACCUACACGACGGCGGUCCACAGGCACCCCGGCGGCUACAUCUACUUACUGGACGCCGAGAGAUUCCACGACUUGACAGCCGUCGACUACCGCUGCAGCGACACCGGCCGGUGCGACUACCGACGCUUCCUGCUUGAAAUCCGGCGGGUCUUGCCGCGAGGGCCCGCGUCCGACUGCUCGCCAUGGAUUUGGUUCUUCCAUUGAGCCAUGGCAGGACAGGGCGAGGCCGCAGAGUCGCCUGAUGCAAGCCACGGUACUACCUGUGCAAUCUUGGUUGUCUGCUUGGGUGAAUCACGGAGCAAUUAUGGGGAUUCCUGUUGAGAUUUAGCUUUUCAAUUCAUAGUGGGAAUGUGGAAUUUGAGACAUGAAAAUGGUAGCUGAGACAUGAACAAGUCGAUUUCUAGCCUUCUCAAAAAAGAAAAGAAAUAGUCGAUUUUAGUGUUUCGAGUACUA